GUAAGAGAGAGAGAGAGAAAAGCAGCUGCUUUGAUCUAUUCCUGUAUCUUACUUCCAACCGCUGCUUCUGCGCACAGUGAAACGAAACUGGAAUGACAGAGGUGGGAACCCCCAGGGCUGCUAAUGGGUUGAUAGGAUGAAUGUUUUAUUGCCCCAUUCAGCCUGUCCUGGGCCUUCUGUGUGAAGUCUGAAUCAGACAGUAUCCUCAGGCUGUGAAUGAGGCGAUCCCCGGUGGCCAGUUGAACCGCAGGAGAUGGGUGUUCUGGAUGUCUGCCAGACCGGGGCUUACCCAAUCUACGUGCUGUCUCUGCUGCUCCUCACCUACCUUCUCAACCAGCUGGACCGCUACGUGCUGGCUAUAGUGGCUCAGCCGCUGGCCCAAGACCUGCAUUUCGGGGACAGGAGCUGCCUACAGAAUGGGAGCGAGUGGCAGGGACACUUGCCAUGUGCCAACGGCAGCAGCGAGGAGAGGUGCCUGUCGUUCCUGAAUGACAAUGGAUCCCAUUAUUGUAAAUGGGACUUUAACGGGAAUGGAUGGGAAUAUCAGGUCAUAGCUGGACCCGUCUUCAUCCUCAUCUAUACCUUCAUGGGAGUGGUUAUGGGAUUCCUUGCUGAUGCCACCAAUCGCAAGAACCUGCUGUCGCUCAGCCUGUUUCUGUGGAGCCUCCUGACGCUGCUGAUGGGUUUUGCCAAACGUUACUGGCAUCUGGUGCUGAUGCGCUUCGGCCAGGCAAUCGGGGAGGCGGGCUGCACACCGUUUGCUGUCAGCUUGAUCAUGGAUUACUUUCCUGCGGUAGCGCGAGGCUCAGCGAUGGGCGUCUACAAUUGGGGCAUCUACGGGGGCUACAGCCUAGCGUACGCCAUCGGCAGCUACAUCCCCCGCGCCAACAUCAACGGGAUGGGCUGGCGUUGGGCUUUCUUCCUGUCGGGAAUGCCUGGGCUGCUCCUCGGUGUGGUGCUGGCAGUCACGGUGCGGGAGCCACCGCGGGCGGGGGGAGCCGGUGAGGAGGAGGCGGUGGGCAACAUGACACUGAGAGAGAAGCUGAGAACCACUGUACGCUCCUUCCUGAACCCCCCGCUCCUGCUGCUCUGCCUGGCCGGCUCAGUCAGGAACGCUGGGGGAUAUGUGUGGGCUUACAACGCCCAGAAUUAUUUCAACUUCUACUACAGCCAGGUGGACGUGGGGCGCUGGCUCUCCUGGAUCCCACUGGUCGGGGGCUUCCUGGGAGCCCUCCUCGGUGGGGUGAUUUCUGACCGGGUGGUUCAGAAGCGGGGCCUGCACGCCCGGAUCUGGGUGCUGGUGAUCAGCCAGGUGGCGGCGGCGCCCUGUGUGGCGGGGGCCCUGUGGCUGAAGCCGCCGUACUGUUUCCUGUCUCUGAUCCCAGGCUGUAUGUUGGGUGAGAUGUGGGGCGGUGUGACACUGACCAUCGUGGUGGAGCUGGUGGGGCCGGCGAUCCGCUCCUGUGCCGUUGGCUUUUAUCUCUUCAUCAUCUCCAACGUGGGGGGCAAUGCCCCUCUGUUGCUGCCGGCGCUCAGCCAGCACUGGGGGCUACGGGGGGCAUUGCUGCUGCUCUACCCUGGCACGUACCUCGCCGGCUCGCUGCUGUUCCUGCUGACGCUGUUUGUGCUACGCAGGGACCAGGAGACCAGUGAGGAGCGACGACCACUGCUCAGCUCCUCGUCGGGGGGGCAGGAGCACGAGGGGGGGCAUCGGAAAUAUAGCUGAGCUGGGAGGGUGGGAGGGGGGGACAUUGAGAGACAUUGGGGGGGCAGCAUCAUCCAAGGAAAGGCUGGGAGCAAAACCCAGCUUCUGCUCCUCCGGCUUUCCCCCUCCCACAGCUUUCCCCCUCCCUAUUGUAAGAUUCCCAGAUAAAAGGGACUGGGAGGAGGCAGGAGAUCAGAGUCUGAGCACAGUGGGACGAGGGGUGAGACUAGGUAUUUUAUGAAUGGUGGGAGUGUGUGAUAAUUGGUGCAGGUUACACUGAGCCACACACCACAGCCCCUUCCACCCCUCUCCCACAUGUCUCUGAGCUGCACAGGAAAAAUCUGAUCCCCUUUGGGUAUUUGAAGGACAUAAACCAGACCCAUGGUGGGGGGAGCGAUGGUAGUGAGGAGGAGGGGGGGGUUCCUAGCUGGACAAGCAGUGUGAAAGUUUGCCAGACAAGGCCUUCAAUGGCAAACCACAUGGUUUAAGCUGGUUUUGACUCUUAGCAGUUACCCCAACGCGCACACUCUGGGGUCACCAAUUCUUGGCUCUUGCCAAUCUUUGCCGAGAAGCUGGACCGGCAGAAAGGUGACCUUCCCCUUCCCCUCCCAUCCCAGAAUCCGGACAGAAAUGUGAGCAAAGAUCCAGACGGAGGAGUGGAUGAUGAGAGGAACUGGCAGCCUCUGGAGAGAGAUGAUCUGAGACGUGUGUGGGGGUGGGGAGGAGAGGGGAGGGAGAUGGAGUUAAUUUGGAGCGAGCUACUCUAUGUUGAUUUGGAGUGAGCUGCUCUGUGUUCCCUGUAAUAUAAUACAGAUCUGUGAUAUUUCA
Molecule: messenger RNA, 2533 nt
Organism: Callorhinchus milii (elephant shark)
Lineage: Eukaryota; Metazoa; Chordata; Chondrichthyes; Chimaeriformes; Callorhinchidae
Product: protein spinster homolog 1
Exons: 10
Coding region: 254-1726 (490 amino acids)
Biological process (GO): transmembrane transport
Cellular component (GO): membrane
Molecular function (GO): transmembrane transporter activity
Source: RefSeq, a predicted model, not a curated record